This is a messenger RNA of Pyrus x bretschneideri (Chinese white pear), 591 nucleotides long. Its product is annotated as glycine-rich protein 5-like. The record is from RefSeq and is a predicted model, not a curated record. Bases 1 to 591 code for a protein of 196 amino acids. The transcript has 2 exons. Lineage: Eukaryota; Viridiplantae; Streptophyta; Magnoliopsida; Rosales; Rosaceae.
AUGAGAGGUUUUGCUAGAGUUGGCGGAGUAAUGCCGGUUCUCGGUGGAAUUGGUGGAGGGAUUGGGAAAGUUGGUGGAAUAGGAGUAGGAGGUAUUGGUGGUAGUGCUGGUGGUCUUAGUGGAGUUGGCGGAUUAGGCGGAGCUGAUGGCUCUGGUGGUCUUGGUGGUGCUAGUGGUGGCGUUGGUGGUGCUGCUGGCGAUGGCGUUGGUGGUGCUGCUGGCGAUGGCGUUGGUGGUGGAGUUGGCUUGGCCUUCUCUGACGGCCCUCCACUGCCUCCUAAUAUACCAACUCCUACGCUGUCUCCUCCUAUUGGAAGCGGUGGAGGACAGGGUGGUGGUGGUGGGAGCUGUGCCGGUCGAGGAAGUGAAGGCUCAGGUUAUGGUUAUGGCAGUGGGUAUGGCCAUGGAACCAAUGGUGGUGGAGGAGGUGCUGGCGGAGGUGGUGGAGCUGGUAGAGCCGGUGGUACUGGCUCUGGCUUUGGAGGUGGAGCUGGUUUUGGUGGUGGCAGUCCUAGGAAAUUAAUUAGACAGGAAGAGUUCACUAGGCUAUUGAGAUGUUAUGUGUUUGCUUCUAAAGUUCUAGCUACUUGA